AUGUCAUAUCUUGGCAAGGGUAGAAAGCAAGACCUCAUAAAUCUGUCUGUAGAAUUAGGUCUAGAAGUUCCCCCAAAUGCAAAAAUACAAGAUCUUAAAAACCUCAUUGUACAGAGCCCUCAGUAUGACGAAAAAUUCGUCGAGGCAACACUAGAGUCGAUUAUCGAAGCGCGAAUCGAACAACAUAGACUCGAAGAAGCCGAAGAGCGUAAACUUGAAAGGGAAAGGGAGAGAGAAUUUGAAUUAGAACGUCUAAGGUUGACAAACGCCAAUAAUGGCAGAGAAAAUUCUCAAAAUAAUAUUCCGAGAUCUAUGAGAGAUUUGCAAAAUUUAAUGCAGAGAUAUAAUCCCGAAUCAUCGGAUAUUUCGCUUUACUUAGCGAUGUUUGAGCGUCAGGCUCGCAAAGCGAAGGUAGAGGAAGGAGACUGGGUGUCACAUUUGAUGGCUCUAUUGCCAAUGGACAUUGUUUCUAUUAUUCUACGAGAGCCGGAACAGGAGCUAGAUAAUUACUCCUACGUAAAGAAAAUUCUUUUGCAGCGGUUUAAGUUGAACCCAGAGGCGUUCCGCGUCAAAUUUGUUCAACACCAGCGUCGUGCGGGUAGUUUAUAUAAAGACUUUGCUUUUGAGUUAAAAAACUAUCUAGAUGAAUGGUUAAACGGAGUAGACGUACGAGAUUUCGAUGCGCUAAAAGACUUAAUGUUGACGGAUCAAAUUAAACGUCGAGUAAACAGCGAAAUUCGCGAACACUUCGUGGAUGAGUGGCCGAGUAUAAUAUCUUCUGCCGAACUAGUGAAGAAAUUAGAUGAAUAUGAAGCAGUACGAAAGUCCGUAAAAAAACCAACAGGUUUUACUAAAAAUACCGAACAGGAUUCAAAUAUUAAAGAAAGGAAAAAAGGAGAAUUUUCAGAUCGAGUACGUCGCCAUGAUAAUGUUUCGAAAGAAAAAACUGCGGAGAAAUGGAAGUCAAGUGUUUUCGAAAAACGGAGAAUACCUAGAUGUUAUGAAUGUAAUUCAGAUAGUCAUCUCCGACCUCAGUGUCCUCGGUUAAAAAGACAAGAGGCCGCUGAAGAAACUGUAAACAAACUAGGCACUUCAGAAUCUCCAGAUACAUGGCUAGCUCCCUAUAUGAGUAUAGCGAGAGUAAAUAAUCGAGAAAUGCCUGUACUCCGAGAUACUGGCUCCACUAUCGAUCUGAUCGGAUGGGACCAAGUAACACAUCAGAUGCUUCUAGGAGAGACAGUGUGGGUUAAGCAGCCGCUAGAUUUACAUCCCUGGUGUUUACCCUUGGCUCGAAUUGAAUUAGAGGGAGAGGACUUUGGGAAAGUCAUUACUAAAGCCGCAGUGAUUAGCUCCGACCUGAAUCAAGAAUAUUAUCUGCUGGGAAAUCGAACAGCCCGAUUGAUAGAACAGAAUAAAAUGCAGCCCCAUAAAAUCAAUGCUGUUAUGACUCGCAGUCAAACGAAAGCUUGCAGCAGGAAAGAAAAUUCCCCUAGCCAAGGUCCAGAGAACAACGAAGUUGAGCGCCCCGCGGGGCGAAUGAAUGACGAGGAGGAGGGUGAAAUUUCCCCCGUUAGAAGGGUCAGCGCGGGAUGCGCAGAAGGAGAAAACCACUUACCCCCCCCGGUCGAAUGA
Molecule: messenger RNA, 1632 nt
Organism: Stegodyphus dumicola
Lineage: Eukaryota; Metazoa; Arthropoda; Arachnida; Araneae; Eresidae
Source: RefSeq, a predicted model, not a curated record